CGAAAUUGAGCCCAGACAUAAAGAAGACGUGGAAGCAGAGUUAAGAUGAAAACGGAAAAGAUAUAGUUUAUAUUCAGUUAUUUGCACUUUGUCUGUAAUGUGAGUUGACAUUGCGUCGUUUAUAAUGGACACAGCUAAACUGAACGAGUAUGCACGGAGCAAGUGCUUGGAGCUGAAGUAUGAGGACGUUGGAUGUGUUGGCCCUGGUCACAUGAAAACAUUUACUAUCAGAGCAGUCCUGGGUGGUAAGGCGUAUCCUGAUGGUGUGGGGAAGAGCAAGAAGGAAGCCAAACAGAACGCAGCAAAGAAUGCUCUGAGAGUCUUGUUUGGGAAGCCAGAUGACUCUCCUGGAGAGGAGAAACAGAGUGGUGCAUCAAGCCAAUCAGAAGAGAAAUUGGAUCCAAAGGUGUCGGACGUCUGUGAUAAGAUAAGGAGCGUGAGUGUGAGAACCAAAGACGAAGGUCUUACAAAGACAAAUUUCAUAGGAAUCGUCAACACCUACUGUCAGAAAACAAAAAACUCCUCUGAUUACAUCUUAGAGAAAAAAUGCGGCCCACCUCAUAAGCCUCAAUAUUUCUACAAAGUAGUGAUCAACUGCCCUGUGGGUGAGGGCAAGAGUGUCAAGGAAGCCAAACAAAAUGCAGCUCGCCUGGCUUGGUCUGCUCUUCAAGAACAGUCAGACUUGGACAGCAAGGUUGCUGUCAAAGACAAGAGUAUUGGAAGUAGUCAGAAUGAGACAUCCACCCAGUCAAGGUUUACCUCAGACUUCGAUCCCAUGGAGUGUCUUGGCAGUGGAGUCUUUGGGUGUGUUUUCAAAGCAAGACACAAACUGCUGAACAAGUUUUAUGCUGUAAAGAUUGUCCGCUGUGAAGAGAAAGCUCUUCAAGAGGUGGAGACAUUGUCUGACCUCCACCACCGUAAUAUCAUCAGAUACUACACAUUUUGGAUGGAGGAUUCAGGAUACCAAUGGGACAUUUCAGCUGGCAGUUCAGCUUACACUGUCAGCUCUUUCAAGCCUACAGAUAAGUCAUCGUCAAAGUACCUCUAUAUUCAGAUGGAGUUAUGUGACACCAAAACACUGAGAGUGUGGAUUGAUGAGAAGAACGCUCAGCCUCUGCAAGACUCCAAGAGAAGAGAAGAAAGUCUGAGAAUUGCUCAGCAAAUAGUCAGUGGAGUUGAAUAUGUUCACUCAAAGAGGCACAUCCACAGGGACCUUAAGCCUGAGAACAUCCUGUUUGGACUGGAUGGAGAAGUGAAGAUUGGGGACUUUGGUCUGGUCACCAGGGAUGCUGAUGGAGAUGUUGUGAUGGAGAGAACAGGGUACAGAGGAACUCCAACUUACAUGGCUCCUGAACAAAGGAAGAAGGCCUAUGACCGAAAAGUGGACAUAUUUGCUCUGGGGUUGAUAUACCUGGAACUCCUUUGGAAAGUCUCUACUGGCCACGAAAGAGGAGAGGUUUUGGAUAACGCCAGACAUCAGAAGCUCCCCAAAUGGUUUGCACUGACUUUUCCCAAAGAGAACCGAAUCAUCAAGUCAAUGCUGCGUGAGAAGCCAGAGGACCGGCCUGAAGCAAGUCAACUGAAGACAGAGCUGGAGAAAGAAAAUGAUGCUGUCAAGGACAGGAAUAUGGGAAAGAGUCAGAAGGAGUCAUCCAACCAGUCAAGGUUUACUUCAGACUUUGAUCCCAUGGAGUGUCUUGGCAGAGGAGGAUUUGGCUGUGUUUACAAAGCAAGAGAUAAACAGCUGAACAAGUUUUAUGCUGUAAAGAUUGUCAGCUGUAAAGAGAAAGCCCUUCGAGAGGUUUGGACAUUGUCAGACCUCCACCACCGUAAUAUCAUCAGAUACUACACAUUUUGGAUGGAGGAUUCAGGAUACCAAUGGUAUUCUGAAUCAUCUGACAGCGACAGCUCUGUCGAAUCUACAGAUAAGUCAUUGUCAAAGUACCUCUAUAUUCAGAUGGAGUUAUGUGACACCAAAACGCUGAGAGAGUGGAUUAAGGAGAAGAACGCUCAGCCUCUGCAAGACUCCAAGAGAAGAGAAGAAAGUCUAAGAAUUGCUCAGCAAAUACUCAGUGGAGUUGAAUAUAUUCACUCCAUGAAGCACAUCCACAGAGACCUUAAGCCUGCAAACAUCCUGUUUGGACUGAAUGGAGAGGUGAAGAUUGGGGACUUUGGUCUGGUCACCAGAGAUUAUGGCAGCACUGAUGAUGAUGAUGAUGACGAUAAUGACUCUGCUGUGAAGGAGAGAACAGGGUGCAAAGGAACCCCAUCUUACAUGGCUCCUGAACAAAGGUCAGAAAAGCCAUAUGACCGAAAAGUGGACAUAUUUGCUCUGGGGUUGAUAUACUUUGAACUCCUUUGGAAACUCUCUACUCUUCAUGCAAGAGCCGAGGUUUGGAUGAAUGUCAGAAGUCAGAAGCUUCCUGAAGAGUUCUCACUGACUUUUCCCGAAGAGGACCAGAUCAUCAAGCCAAUGCUGUGUGAGAAGCCAGAGGACCGACCUCAUGCAAGUCAGCUGAAGACAGAGCUAGAGAAGUGGGCGCUAACAUUCAACUCACAAAAUGUGAGUCAGGAAAAUGCAACAUACUGAUUGUCACAAGGAUUUGUCACAAGUCUGAGGAGUGUAUGAAAUGAUGUCUCAUCUGUGAUUUAAUGCAGUGAUUUGAUAUACUGUAUUAAGAUGAUGUGUAAAUAUGAAAUGUGAUUAAUAUUUGUGGGAAAAUAGUUAUUUACUGCACUUAGACACAAUUAAAGAGCAAUCUAAGAAGGGGACCUAAUAUUAUCAGUUUUAUAAUCAGUCAGAAUGAAACAUAAAAUCAAUUUUAUUGUGAUAUAAAUAAAAGUUACUUUUACAGUAAUUCACACCUGUCUUGUUUUUAAUGCUUAAAUGUAUUUAAAGAGAUGUAACAUUACAUCCUUUGGUUAAUAUUUUCAGUUGGAAACCAUUUAAUUUCUGAAGGCAGA
Epinephelus fuscoguttatus (brown-marbled grouper) is the source of this 2964-nucleotide messenger RNA. It is a transcript of the gene eif2ak2, whose product is annotated as eukaryotic translation initiation factor 2-alpha kinase 2. The record is from RefSeq and is a predicted model, not a curated record. Gene Ontology annotation, molecular function: protein kinase activity; ATP binding. Lineage: Eukaryota; Metazoa; Chordata; Actinopteri; Perciformes; Serranidae. Bases 125 to 2590 code for a protein of 821 amino acids. The transcript is spliced from 21 exons. Gene Ontology annotation, biological process: protein phosphorylation.